AUUUUGCAAAAAUUAGUGUUAUUUUAUGUUCUUUGUUUUCAUUAGCCUUUUACUUAAUGUUUAUUUAAGUUUCUUCAAUUUCCUUUUCACAAGUUUAGCCAUUUUCCAUAAAUUCUUUUCCCGUAAAUCAAAUUAUCCCGUUUUAGCAUCCACCUCUAGCAGACGAACGAACUUUUCUCGUUCCCUUUCGUCCUCUAGAUCGCUUUUUCAUAACAGCUGACCGCUUCUUUCGCUUUACGGUUCUUCUCUUGGUAGUACGUGCACUUUUUCGGCCUCCUGAUGCUCUCUUACUUGAUGAUCGUUUUCUAGUCUUUCUAUUAUUAUUGAUGUUGUUCUGCCUGAUUCGUUGAGCUGAGCCAAUAGUUUGGGCAAUUUUUAGAGCUUCUAAAUUAGCCAUCUCUCAAAGAUUUUUUUAAAUUUUGAUCUAGCUAACCGUCUCUUUAGUCUUUGAAUAUUAAUAUUAAACUGAAUUUUAUAAGUUAAAUUCAAAUUUAAUAAUUAAUUAUUGACGUAAAUUUUGACAAAUAAUUGCAUUUUUAAACUUUUUUUACUCUUUCUCACCGGAAUUGAUUUAUUAGCGUUUCCUGUUGUAGAUUAGUUUGUACUAUAGAACAAGUAGUUAUAGGUUAUCUAAUGGCCUACAAUAAGUAAAACUCUUUACUUCGGGAUCUUAUAGUGUAAUUUGGUGUCCUAUACUGUAACCGAAUAUUGCUUAGCAAGGAUAUAAAUGUGCGAAGUGCAGCGCAUUCUUCUUUUGCACACCACUCUUAACCUUUUUGCAGAUUUUUGCGCACGAAUCGAAAGCGCUGGCCAACCGCAACAGUCCGUUUGAGCAGUAGAUGCAGUAAAAGGUGAGUCUCGGUCGAAAAAAAAAUCGUUUCUUUCCGAUUGAAUUGGAGGUUCAAACAGUAAGAUGGAAGCCGUCGCCGCCUUCUAUGGUGUGUACGUACUAUUCGCUGCCAUCGAUAUUCUUCUAAUUAUAUUUCGAACGCUUCGAUGUCGUUGCGGUAAACGACCGGAAAAGGAAAAAUUUCGAAGAGGCAGCGUUUCACACUCUUGGAAGGAGGCGACGUUGGUUGAAGAGCGCGAUAGGAUGGCUAAGCAAUACGAGAGGGAAGCUGAGGAAAAAUUAAAAAGAGCGAUAGAUGAAGCGACUGCAACGUCUGCAAAGAGCAACCGGUCGAGUAAGCACCUAGCUAGAGACGAUUCUGUAGACGUGAUGGAAGAAAAUUGGGUUGGAGAGCAACUCUGUUGCCAUAACUGCGAAAAGUCUCUUACUGGACAUCGUUAUAUUCUAAGGGAAGAAAAUCCUUUCUGCAUACAAUGUUACGAAAGCCUAUUCGCGAAUUCUUGCGAGGAAUGUAAGAGUCCAAUUGGAUGCGACUCAAAAGAUCUUUCCUAUAAGGAACGUCACUGGCAUGAGAAAUGUUUUAAAUGUUCAGAUUGUGAAAAUUCGCUGGUUGAUCAACCUUUCGCAUCGAAAAAUGAAAAGCUAUACUGCGCUGAUUGCCAUGAUAAGAAUUUUGCUGCGAGAUGCGACGGAUGUUCGGAUAUUUUCCGAGCCGGUAUGAAGAAGUUUGAAUAUAAGGGCAAGCAGUGGCAUGAGCAAUGCUUUACCUGUAAAUCAUGCCAGCAACCGAUAGGUAACAAGUCGUUUAUACCGAGAGAAGGUGAAACGGUCUGUGUUCCUUGUUACGAGGAGCAUUUUGCGCAAAGGUGCUUAAAAUGUAAUGGUGUCAUCAACAAGGGUGGCAUAACCUACAAGGGAACGCCUUACCAUAGAGACUGCUUUACCUGCACUCAUUGCUCGAAGAUUUUAGCUGGAGAGAAGUUUACUUCUAGAGAGGAGCAACCCUAUUGUGCUGACUGUUUCGGUGAACUUUUCGCCAAGAAAUGCUGCAAGUGCUCUAAGCCCAUUACAGGCUUGGGUGGAACGAAAUUUAUCUCUUUCGAAGAAAGACAUUGGCAUAGCGAUUGCUUUAACUGCUAUAAAUGCAAUGCUUCUUUAGUCGGUAGAGGUUUCCUUACCGAUGGUGAUGAUAUCCUCUGCCCGGAAUGCGGACGAGCCUAGGCUUUUGGAGAAUGCGGAAAUAGAAUUUUUCCAUAUAUCCUUGCUCUUUUUUGUCGCUGCUGUGACUUUGCGUUCGUAGUUCUUUGCUUUAAAAAAAAUUAUAUAUGAUAUUGGAAAGCGCUGAAAUUCUUAACCUAUGCAAAUGAAAAAUUCAUGAUAGUAAUUGUGCUGAAACUGGAAUUUUUGUCGAUGAUUAGCUUUUAAAGACUUUGAAAUAUAGAAAAAGAUGAAUAAAAGAAACAUUAGAAAGAAAGCUUGUUGAUUUUGUUUUGUUAUUGU
Messenger RNA from Dimorphilus gyrociliatus, 2350 nucleotides. NCBI's taxonomy places the organism in Eukaryota, Metazoa, Annelida, Polychaeta, Dinophilidae. The record is from the annotation of a GenBank genome assembly.